Molecule: messenger RNA, 1731 nt
Organism: Closterium sp. NIES-65
Lineage: Eukaryota; Viridiplantae; Streptophyta; Zygnematophyceae; Desmidiales; Closteriaceae
Source: the annotation of a GenBank genome assembly
AUGGCUACGUUGUGGUGGCAUCAGACGGUCCAGAUGGAUUUGGAUGGCUACGCUGUGGUGGCAGCGGACGGGCCAGGCGAGUUCCCCAUCAUUGCUGAGGCGCGUGCGGGGGAUGAUGCAGCCAAUGUGGUGGUGACACCUGGCACCGUCGCUUACAUCACCACGGGAGGCCCGGUUCCCCAGGGUGCGGACGCGGUGAUUCAAGUGGAGGACACGCUUCCUGUUGACUCCUCCAGUGGUCAGAGGCGUGUGACUAUAGUGAAGGGCGCUACCGUGGGGCAAGACAUCCGCCCUGUGGGCUCGGAUCUUGCUGCUGGCACAGUGGUGCUGCAGGCAGGCGAGCGCGUUGGGCCAGCGGAGAUAGGGCUGCUGGCAACGGUGGGGGCAGCACACGUGCACGUGCACUGGCAGCCGCUGGUGGCAGUCCUCUCCACAGGAGAUGAGCUAAUAGACCCCGCACAGAAUGGCAGUGCCACUCUCCCUCGCGGCAUGAUAAGGGACGCCAAUCGCUCCAUGCUGUUGGCUGCUGUGCGCCAACACCUGGGAGCAGCCUCGGCACCACCAGCAGCAUCAGAAGAAGCAGAACCAUCAGCAGCACAAUCAGCAGCAAGCUGUCCGGCCCCUCAGGAUCUGGGAAUAGCAGCGGAUACAGAGGAGGCCGUGGCAGCAGCGUUUGAGAGGGCACUAGCAGCGAGAGCGGAUGUGGUGGUGGCGUCUGGAGGAGUGUCCAUGGGCGAUAGGGACUUUGUCAAGCCAUUACUUGAGCGGCUGGGGACUGUUCACUUUGGUCGGGUACACAUGAAGCCAGGAAAACCGCUCACUUUUGCAACCAUCGAAGCCCCCUCAGAUAAGACGGAUGGCGCCGCCCAGCCGCACCGAACGAUAGUUUUUGGGCUGCCCGGGAAUCCGGUCAGCUGCAUGGUGUGCUUCAACCUGUUUGUGCUGCCCGCUAUCCGGCAGAUGGGGGGUUGGCGCCAUCCCCUACUGCACAGGGUGCAGGCCCACAUCUCCUCUGCUCUCCGCUUGGACCCUGACCGCCCCGAGUACCACCGGGCGUCCCUCCGCUGGGAGCCAAACCAAAGCGCUGGUGCUGCUUCCGCCCCUGCUGUUGCUGCUGCUGUUGCCUCUCCUUCCACUGCUGGUGCUGCUGCCUCCACUGUGGGUGCGGGUGUGCGAGUGGCGAUUCUGACUGUCAGUGACACGGUGGCGGCAGGCCUAGCAGCAGAUGCCAGUGGCCCCAGGGCAGUGCAGGCAGUGCAGUCACUGCUGCCAGCAGCAGCAGUGGUGGCGACGGCUGUUGUUCCAGACGACCCAGACAAGAUAGCAGCGCAGGUUAAGGCGUGGGCAGAUGGGGGAGGAAUUGCUGUGUCAACUAGUGAGGAAGCGGGUGUGGCAGCAGUGGAUGUGAUUAUAACGACAGGGGGCACGGGGUUCUCUCCCCGGGAUGUCACUCCUGAAGCCUGUGCGCCGCUCUUCCACCGCUCUGCACCGGGCCUCACCCAUGCCAUGCUGCAGGAGAGCCUCAGGAUCACGCCCUUUGCCAUGCUCUCGCGCAUGGCUGCUGGCAUUAGAGGCUCCACUCUGAUCCUCAACCUGCCUGGCAACCCUAAUGCGGUGUCAGAAUGCCUGGCUGCUCUCAUGCCUGCUCUUCCCCAUGGCUUGAAGCAGCUGAAAGGGGACAAGCGGGAGAAACACCCCCGCCACACGCCCCACCCUGGCAUAGCCAAGUGA